Paraphaeosphaeria sporulosa is the source of this 1195-nucleotide messenger RNA. Its product is annotated as peroxisomal membrane protein 4. Gene Ontology annotation, cellular component: peroxisomal membrane. Lineage: Eukaryota; Fungi; Ascomycota; Dothideomycetes; Pleosporales; Didymosphaeriaceae. The record is from RefSeq and is a predicted model, not a curated record. The coding region runs from base 218 to 904 and encodes 228 amino acids. The transcript has 5 exons.
GACCAACUCUCCGCGAACCGAACAACCCUCCAUGUAGCGCAGGAGCCGCACGCUUCUCACUGUCCACGGCUUAGCUCAAUGCUGGCUAUUCCGACGUCUUUGCCUUUCACUGCCAUUCCGUCCAGUGCUUCAUACAGCUAAAACAGCUCCGCAUCGCCGCCGCGUUACGCCGAGGCUCAUCGACGGGCAGCACCCCGAGUCGACAUUAUCCACAGCAAUGGACAGGUUACAGGUGCUUGAGAAGGCGAUCGAGAAGGUCAUCCUAGAUCCCCAAUACCACGACAUACUCGCGCUCGUGAAAGGCAUACGGAAUGGCAUCGUCUACGGGACCAAAGUGCGAUUUCCGCACGCGCUGGUCAUGAUCUUCCUCUUCCGCUCCGGCUCACUCCGCUCGAAAUGCUGGCUCGUCUUCAAAGCCACGCGCCAACACGCGCGCAACCUCGGCCUCUUCGCCCUCGUCUACAAGGGCGCCAUGCUCCUCCUCCGACACACUGCCCCCGACGGCAAAGAGCGCCACUACGACUCGUUCCUCGCCGGCCUCCUCGGCGGCUACACCGUCUUCGGCCGCACGAUACACAACUCCGUGUCCCAGCAGAUCGUUAUAUACGUGUUUGCGCGUGUGGCUCUGGCGCUCGCGAAGCUUGCUGUGCAGCCAAGGCACGUGGGAGAUGUGAAGGGCGGCGGGAGUGGGUGGGGCUUGCUGGACGAGAGGAGUGGGCUGAGGAAGGAGUUGGUGAAGAAUGGGUGGGUGGGUUUUGCGAGUUUGAGUUGGGCGAUGGUGAUGUAUGUGUGGAGGUGGCAUCCCGAGGCGGUGCAGCCGAGUCUGAGGAGCAGUAUGAACUACAUUUACGGACAGUCAGACGAGUGGGACUCGCUGCGGACAUUCAUCUGGCACAACAAAUAACGCGUCAGCAUUCCGAUGGGGAAGGCGUAAGGGGUCAACGUCACGAUCUGCUUCUUGUAUACGUUCGGUGCUUGUAUGACUUUUUUCACAUUUCGCACGGCGGCGCGACUUCCUUCAGGACUAUGUAAAACCGUGUGACACGGUAUGUCCCAUCAACCACGCUAGAGCUAAACACAUUAGAAAAGUAGAGGACACGAGACAAGCAAAUUCAAAUGCAUCAUUUUCGAACAGUAGGCAGCUCAUGCGCCGCAGCAUGACCUCCCACAGUCUGCCCACCCAGCUCACUUGCUC